This is a messenger RNA of Brassica oleracea var. oleracea, 1040 nucleotides long. RefSeq names its product serine/arginine-rich splicing factor SR45a-like. Gene Ontology annotation, cellular component: spliceosomal complex. Lineage: Eukaryota; Viridiplantae; Streptophyta; Magnoliopsida; Brassicales; Brassicaceae. The transcript has 8 exons. Gene Ontology annotation, molecular function: RNA binding. Gene Ontology annotation, biological process: positive regulation of mRNA splicing, via spliceosome. The coding region runs from base 113 to 814 and encodes 233 amino acids. The record is from RefSeq and is a predicted model, not a curated record.
AUCGUGUGAUUGAAAGAUUCAAAAUGUUGAAUUUACAGUAAAACCCUAAUCAUCUCUCUCUCGUCUCGAUCGCAACCUGAGACAGAGUUUCUCUCUACUCGUUUCUCUCGCAAUGGCGGAUUCUCCCAACGAAGAAAGGGACUCACGAUCUCCUCCUCCACCCCGAAAAGAACAACCAAGAUCUAGGUCCAGGUCCAGGCCGAGGUCAAGAUCUUUGCCAAGGCAUGUAUCUCCAUCAAGAAACCGUGGAAGGUCGAGGUCAAGAAGCCGUGGAAGGUCUGAAAUUGAAAACCCUGGUACCACUCUCUAUGUGACCGGCUUAUCAACAAGAGUCACAGAAAAGGAUCUUGAAGCAUAUUUCUCCAAGGAAGGAAAGGUUGCGUCCUGCGUUCUAGUGCUGGAGCCGCGCACCCGCGAGUCUCGUGGUUUUGCCUUUGUCACGAUGGAUAGUGUUAAAGACGCUGAGCGGUGCAUUAAGUAUCUCAACCAUUCUGUACUAGAAGGCCGAUACAUAACUGUCGAAAGGUCCCGAAGAAAGCGCCCGAGAACUCCCACCCCAGGCCACUAUCUUGGCUUAAAAAGCUCCAGAGACAAUGACCGAGAUAGCCGUAGCAGUCGAGGGAGGCACUACGAUCGUGAUGAUUCUGGACACCGUAGGUCACCACCAAGACGCGACUUAUCACCUCGUGAUCAUGGAAGGAGGUCACCUCGUGAUCAUGGAAGAAGCUCUAGAAGAGAUCGGUCUUACUCUCCUCGUGGAAGAAGCCCAGAGAGAAGGUCCGAGAGAAGGUAUCAACCUCGUGGCUCGAGAUGACCUGUUUAAGUCUCUUGACGAAGGCAUUUAAGAACUUCUGUGUUGAUUUAGAUUGUAUGAUUGAUCAUUAUUAUAUUUAAAUAGUACAGAGAUUCUGUUUGGGGACAGUAAUGGCUUUGUGUCUUUUUUCUCUUAUGUAUGCUGCAGAACACAGUGAAUGUGAAACUUACAAUGUAAUAGCUUCUCUAUGCUACUUUGUUUUUUUAUGAGUGAAUUAUAAUUUCUA